AUGGACACUCAUGGACGUGUCAUCCGACCGGACCAGCCCGAUGCUGAUAUCAUACCGCUUGAGGUUGGUGGGGACAUGACCGUUGAACUUCUCAAAGCAAUCGUCGAGAGCGAAACUUCCGUUCCCCCUAGUGCCCAACGAAUCGUCUACAAUAACCAGCUGCUUGGAGAUGACGCAAUUACCCUCGAUCGCGCUGGAAUCGGCGAAGGGGACAUGUUGGGUGUCCAUGUUACGCUGCGGAGUUCUCAGGCGCCCGCUCGCACUGCCGGGGGUCCUAGCGCUGCAGCAGCACAACAGAACAUCCAACGGCGUCAGGCGAUGACCCCUGAUCCCGAGACCAUCCGGUUACACAUUCUGGGCGACCCUCGAGUGCACGAAGCUGUUCGACGGCAGAACCCGGAAUUAGCAGAUGCAGCCGGUGAUGCCCAGCGGUUCCGUGAGGUGCUCCUCAACCAACAACAGCGGGAGGCUCAGGUAGAGGCUGAGAAGGAGGCCCGGAUUGCAAUGCUGAAUGCAGAUCCGUUCAACCCUGAAAACCAGCGGGCGAUUGAGGAGAUCAUUCGUCAGAAUGCGGUGACAGAGAACCUCCAUAAUGCCAUGGAGCAUCAUCCCGAAUGUAUCGUUCGGUCGCGUGACCAUGUUGUACAUACCCGUCGAAGUCAACGGCCACAAACUCAACGCGUUCGUCGAUUCGGGUGCCCAAGUUACCAUCAUGUCCCCCGAAUGUGCGACCAAGUGUAA
Aspergillus alliaceus is the source of this 741-nucleotide messenger RNA. It is a transcript of the gene ddiA, whose product is annotated as putative DNA damage-inducible v-SNARE binding protein Ddi1. The transcript is spliced from 3 exons. The record is from RefSeq and is a predicted model, not a curated record. Lineage: Eukaryota; Fungi; Ascomycota; Eurotiomycetes; Eurotiales; Aspergillaceae. Gene Ontology annotation, molecular function: protein binding. Bases 1 to 741 code for a protein of 246 amino acids.